CUAUAAAUAGAGCAACAUCAUCGUAUCAACCUCUACAACUCACAAGAAAAUCUAUUAGCAACAGAAAGCAAAAAAAAGAAUGGAAGUGAUCAACGUGCUUCACAUGAAUGGAGGAUUAGGAGAUGCUAGUUAUGCAAACAACUCCCUUGUUCAAGAAAAAGUGAUAUCCAUGACAAGGCCAAUACUAGAAGAAGCUGUGAUUGAUCUUUACUGCAACGCCACCUUCCCUGAAAAGCUAUGCAUCGCAGACCUGGGCUGCUCAUCCGGACCAAACACACUGCUAGCCAUUUCCGGGAUCAUGAAAACGGUGGACAAGAUCCACAAACAAGGCGGCUUUCAGUCACCAGAGUUUCAGGUCUACUUGAAUGAUCUUCCACGGAACGAUUUCAACUCCAUUUUCAGGGCCUUGCCAAAAUUCCAAGACCGAUUGAAGGAACAGAUGGGCUCUGCCUUUGGACCUUGUUUCUUCACUGGUGUCCCUGGCUCAUUUUAUGAGAGGCUGUUUCUUUCGAAAACUCUUCAUUUCGUCCAUUCUUCCUACAGUCUUCAAUGGCUUUCUCAGGUUCCUGAACUGGAAGAGACUAACAAAGGGAAUAUCUACAUGGCGAGUGCAAGCCCACCAAGCGUGCUUAAGGCAUACCAUCAACAAUUUCAAACAGAUUUCACAGCAUUUCUCAACUGUCGCUCUGAGGAACUCGUUACAGGAGGCCGCAUGGUCUUGACAUUUCUAGGGAGAAAGAGUGACGAUCCAUCAAGCAAAGAAUGUUGUUAUAUAUGGGAGCUUUUAUCCAUGGCUCUCAGGGACAUGGUUUCACAAGGACUGAUUGAAGAAAAGAAACUGGACGAGUUUAACAUCCCUCAGUACACUCCAUCUCCUAGAGAAGUGAAAGAGUUGGUGGAAAACGAAGGGUCUUUUUCCAUUGAUCGGCUGGAGGUGACUCGAGUGAACUGGAAUGUUUAUGAGAAUGAUGGUGAUUACAAUGUUACCCAGUGUAUGAGAGCAGUCGCAGAGCCCUUACUAGUCAGUCAAUUCGGAAAAACUUUGAUGGACAAGAUCUUCGAGAGGUACCGGGAGAUUAUUGCUGAUAAAAUCUCCAGAGAAACCACUCACUUCUACAACGUCACUGUUUCCAUGACCAAAACUGUUAUGUAAUUCAUGUAAUAUUCCUAAAAAUUGGUACCUGGGUGAUUAAUGAAAAACCAGAUAAUAAUACUGUAACAUAUAUGUCGUCGUUUACUCUUAUUUAAACGGCACCUGCCUGUGCAAUUUCAUUCA
This is a messenger RNA of Daucus carota subsp. sativus, 1276 nucleotides long. Its product is annotated as S-adenosyl-L-methionine:benzoic acid/salicylic acid carboxyl methyltransferase 3. Gene Ontology annotation, molecular function: S-adenosylmethionine-dependent methyltransferase activity. The coding region runs from base 80 to 1153 and encodes 357 amino acids. Gene Ontology annotation, biological process: methylation. The transcript has 4 exons. The record is from RefSeq and is a predicted model, not a curated record. Lineage: Eukaryota; Viridiplantae; Streptophyta; Magnoliopsida; Apiales; Apiaceae.